Messenger RNA from Amborella trichopoda, 1940 nucleotides. Lineage: Eukaryota; Viridiplantae; Streptophyta; Magnoliopsida; Amborellales; Amborellaceae. The record is from RefSeq and is a predicted model, not a curated record.
AUUGAUGUCAAAAUAAUUUAUAAAUAAAAGAAAAAUGAAAUAGUAUAGAGAAAUGAUAUUAUGAUUAAGACAAUCUUAACCUUCCAUUACGGUUGGAUAAAGGAAAAGAUAGAACUUAUGGGGAAGCUUAAAAAAGGUUGCCCGACCUCUUUGUUUCCAACUUCCGUCUCUCUUAAUUUAAUGAUUCCUUCGCUUUUUUCAAUUCUUAUGUAAUUUACAAAAUCAAGAAAAUAUUCCAACAGAUUUUGGCAGUACUUUUUUGACUUGAUUGACAUAAUAACAUGUCAAUUUAUGACACCAACACCGAAUAUUCUACGUUACUGAGUUUACCUAGAAUGAUAGAGAAAUAGAGCGAGAGGAGAGGCAAGAGAGACAUGGAUGAGGCAGCAAAGGUUCAGGUGGUGGUCUUCCCCCUCCCCCUCGUCGGCCACUUGGUGCCUACAGUGGAGCUUGCCAAGCUCCUUCUCGGCCACCGCUCUCUCCUCUCCAUAACAAUCCUCACCCCCCAUGACCACCCCUUCAACCCCUCCUCCACCGCCCCCUACAUCGAACGCACCUCCUCCUCCUCCUUUCCUUUGAAUCGCCUCCGCUUCCUCCAAUUGCCCCGUGUCGAUUUCUCUCCGGCCCCCGACAUGAGGCCCCAGACCCUCUUUAGCCUCUUUGCGGCCGCCCACAAGCCCAUCGUCACUGAAACCCUAAAAUCCCUCUCCUCAACUUCACCACCGGUUUGUGCCUUUAUCAUAGACUUCUUCUGCACUGCUCUACUCGAUGCAGCAAUGGAGUCUGGGGUGCCGGCCUAUAUCUUCUUCACCUCCAGUGCCAACUCCCUCGCACUCAUGCUUCACCUACCAACACUUCAUGAUCAAAUUCCAUGUGAAUUCAAGGAUUGUAAGGAGCCGAUCAUAGUUCCCGGCUUGCCACCGGUGCCCCCGAUCGAUUUGCCCUUGGUCCUGUCGGACAAGACCAACGACGCCUACAAGUGGUUUCUGUACAACUCGCGUCGCUUCCACCAGGCCAAGGGCAUUCUCAUCAACACCUUCCUAGACCUUGAGACUCGGUCUCUAGACGCUCUACACAAGGGGAUCUGCCUGUCCGACCACCCUUCACCGCCAGUCUACCCUGUCGGCCCCCUCCUCAACCUGGACGAGUAUCAGACUUCCGCUGGUGAGCACCACAAGUGCUUGCAAUGGCUUGACAAACAACCCCAGGACUCGGUCGUGUUCUUGUGCUUCGGCAGCCUGGGCACCCUCUCGAAUCGCCAGACCAAACAGGUGGCACUCGGUCUCGAGCAAAGUGGCCACCGCUUCCUAUGGUCUCUGCGUGGCCCCACCUCCAUGGACCAGUUGUUUGACACCAAAGACGCUGAAUUAAGGGACCUUCUACCAGAAGGGUUCCUGGAGAGGACACAUGACUUGGGGAUGGUGUGGCCCAAAUGGGCACCACAGGCAGCAGUGCUCGCGCACCCAGCAGUGGGGGCUUUUGUGUCGCAUUGCGGGUGGAACUCGACUCUCGAGAGCGUGUGGUUCGGAGUGCCAAUGGUUGCGUGGCCACUGUACGCUGAGCAGAGGCUGAAUGCUUUGGAGCUGGUGAGGGAGGUUGGGGUGGCUCUGGAGCUGAAAAUGGAGGAGGACGGGUGGGUGAAGGCGGAGGAGUUAGAGAGAGUGGCGAGGAGAUUGAUGGAAGGAGACGAGGGUAAAAUAGUCAGAAAGCGUGUGAAGGAGUUGAAGGAGGCAUCCACAAAGGUGUUGGAAGAGGGGGGCUCCUCAUAUGCUUCAUUGGCCUCAGCCAUUCACAGAAUUUUGAAAGGAUAAAGAGUUAUGUUAUGUAUAUCUUAUUAAUAAGAGCUUAGACAGUAGAAGUAAGGGAUUGACUCUUUUUGUACAAGGAGUCACAACUAUUCUGACUCAUUGGAUAUCAAAUUUGACUCAUUGGAUAUCAAA